AUGCAAAGAGGUUACCUGCAGGACGCAAGCACAAAGUACUUCACACAGAAAAUGACUGAAGCAUUGUACAGGGUUGCUAAAAUAUUUUACACAAUUCUUGCUGCUAUUGGUGUUUUUGUUAAUUUAAUGGGAAUCAUGGUCCUAUCCCGUGGCAAGUGUGGCCUCUCCACAUGCACUACUCGCUACUUGGUGGCAAUGGCAAUGGCAGAUCUACUUUCUAUUAUCAUGGUGGUCAUACUUUGGGAGAUCAGUUGGUAUUAUUUCCCUUGGACAUUUUUGCAUAUCACUCCUGUGUGUACAUCAGUUGCAGUCUUGAUGUCUGUGGCCGUAGACUGUUCUGUCUGGUUCACUGUCACUUUCUCUUUUGAUCGAUUUGUAGCCAUUUGUUGCCCAAAGCUGAAAACCAAAUAUUGCACCAAGAAAUCUGCAUCUGUAGCUCUAGCUGCAACCUGUAUUUUGCUGUGCUUAAGGAACAUACCCUUCUCCUUUAUAUAUGAGCCUUGGAAGGUAAUCAACAAUGUUCCAUGGUACUGUGAUCCAAAGCCAAGCUAUUAUACUGAUCCUGGAUGGGUGGCAUUUGAUUUGUUUGAUAAAAUUAUCAAUCCUUUAAUCCCUUUUGCACUAAUCCUAUUAGUCAAUGCUCUGAUGGUAAGACACAUUGUAGUAACUAGCCGUGUCCGUAAGGAACUGAGGAGUCAGAUCAAGGGGGAUAAUCAUUUUGAUCCAGAGAUGGAGAGCAGAAAGAAGUCUAUGAUUUUGGUCUUCACAAUUUCUGGCAGUUUCAUCAUCCUGUGGCUGCUGUCUGUCAUUGAAUUAAUUUAUCAUAAAAUUAUGCAAAAAGAUCCUGAGGAUUACAAUGAUUCUGAAUAUAUACUUCUACAAGUCAGUCAGAUGCUGCGGAAUUUAAACAGUUCUACAAAUGCAUUUAUUUAUGGGAUUACUCAGACCAAGUUCAGGCAGCAGCUCAACAGUGCAGUUAAAUAUCCAUUCACAGCAAUCAUGCGACUAAUGAAGAAAUAAAACAACUGACACCUAUCAAAAUUCACACCUGUAUUUGUGUGCACAUCCAGCAGAAUAUAUGCUAGUGUUUGACUUUAUUGUGUGCAUUAGCCAGAGCACUUAUGCAUUUCUCUUUCUGUGUAUCUGAGUUUGUCUGUCUCUGUGCCUUUAAUAUAUGUGCGCUAUGUUCAUCAGUUUGUACCUUUUGAUUUUAUCUGCUGCAUUUUGUUUUGGUCUGCCUAUUUAAAAACAAGAAAAAUUACUCCCAGGUCAUUGGUGCUGCUGGUUGGCCAGCAUUUAUUUCCCAUUCUUGAUCACGGUUGAGAAGGCUUGACGAGCCAAAGGGCCUGUUCCUGUGUUGUCAUUUUCUUUGUUUUUUGUGAUGGUGAGUUGCCAUCUUGAACCUUUGCAACCUAAGUGCUUUAUGUUGGCCACAAUGCCCUUUGGGAGAGAAUUCUAGAAUUUUGACACAGAAGCAGCGAGGUAACCUUGAUAUACUUCCAGGUCAGAAUGGUGAGUAGCUCGCACAGGAAUAUGCAUUUUGCAGUGUCCUCAUGUAUCUGUUGCUCUUGUCCUUCCAAAUGGAAGUGGUAAUGGGUUUGCAGGUAUUGCCAUUGAGGGGGGAUCGAUAUCCCGGAAGCCCCUCCCUAAUGACAUUGUUGGUCAAACCGCAACAGGUGGGCUGCAUUGAUUCAAGAAGGCAGCUCACGAACAUUUUUUCAAUGGCAGCGCCAUACAGGCAACAACUGGUGGCCAGGCAGUGAUACAAACAUCUCACAACUGAUUUCUAAAAAGCCAGGCAGACUGAAUCAAAUGGGCUGAAGACUGGUAUCUGUGAUUCUGGGGGCCACUGGAAGGCGCUGACCUGCAUCAUCUACUUGGUGCUUCUGGCUGAAGAUUGCUGCAAAUGCUUCAGCCUUAUCUUUUGCACUGAUGACCUGGGCAGUUCUAUUAUUGAAGAUAGGGUAUUUUUUGAGUGCCUGGCUCAUUAUGUGUGGAUGCAUGUCCAACUGGAAGUGUUUACCAGGCGUUUUUGUUAUUGUGUUCUCUGUUUUGUUUUGUCAUUGCUUCUGCCUCUGUCUCUUUAUUUGUUAGUUCAUGUGGCUGCCUCAGUUAAUUUAGCUUUUAGCGCUCGUGUGUUUCCGUCUUCGGUGGGAGUCUACCUUAGUUUUUACAUUGCUGACAGUUAAUGUGCACGCACAUGUAUGCGAGGAUAAGAAAUAUAAUGUCAUUGUCUGUGAAUAUGCAUAUGUGUGCAUAUUUGUGCGUACGUGCAUGUGUGUGUGUCAGAGAGAAUGCUAAGAACAUCAAGUUUGUGUGUGGCUAUGUAUGCAUGACAUCACGUAUAUCUGUUUGCAUUUUUGUGUUUCUCCUCUCACCUCUGUGUCUAUUUAUUGCUCUGUUUGUGUCUCAGUUCUGUUUACAUACAUAAGUGUGUACUAAAUAAAAACUGAAAGAACUGAGGAUGCUGUAAAUCAGAAACAAAACAGAAGGUGCAUGAAUAGCUCAGUAAAUGUGGCACCAUCUGUGAAAAGAACCAGAGUUGAUGUUUCGGGUCUAAUAACCAUUCUUCAGAAGGCUGUGUAUUUAUAUGGCUUUCUCUCUGAAUUUGUAUGUUUGCAUUUAUGUAUGUUUGUGCAAUGGAAUAUCUGUGUUUACCAGGUUAAUGAGUUAGAAACAUAGAAACUAGGAGCAAGAGAAGCAACAGUACACCUUUAUUCCUUUAAAAUCUAAACAAAUGAAACUAAGCCUUUCUUGAAUAAAUUAAAUGCCUUCACUAGCAUUGAUGAAUUCCAGUGGAUUGCCACUCUUUGAAUGACUAACUCUUUCCUCAAUGCUGUCACACAUCGUCGACCACUUAUAGUGUGAAUGUGUCCACUGGGUCCAGAGUCUCCAGCAUA
Messenger RNA from Stegostoma tigrinum, 2900 nucleotides. Its product is annotated as probable G-protein coupled receptor 139. Bases 1 to 1020 code for a protein of 339 amino acids. Gene Ontology annotation, biological process: G protein-coupled receptor signaling pathway. The transcript is spliced from 2 exons. Gene Ontology annotation, cellular component: membrane. Gene Ontology annotation, molecular function: G protein-coupled receptor activity. Lineage: Eukaryota; Metazoa; Chordata; Chondrichthyes; Orectolobiformes; Stegostomatidae. The record is from RefSeq and is a predicted model, not a curated record.